GGUGAUGAGGUCGAGUAGCGUUGAGGAGGUCGGGGGCCAUGGGCCGGGCGACCCCUGGGAAGUGUUCACGGCCCUGGCCAUCCUGGUGGUCGAGGGCAGGACAGCAGGAGGAGAACGAGGGUACCACGCUGGACCACACUGCCCUCUGCCACACCAGUUGCAACACAAGCACUCAUGUGACCUAAAUGACCGUCUAUGCAUGCAAGCAGAUGCAUUGGUGCGGCAGCUGCGGGUGAUGUGGGGUGUGGGUGUGGGUGUGAGCCUAGAGGUGCUGGUUGCCCCGGAAUGCCAACAUGGAGCAGCUCUUGCCGCUACUCUAGAUACUACAACUGCCCCCUCACAGAACCUACGGCUGAUUGAGCAGUGGAACUUUACCAUCUAUGACCGCAGGCUUACAGAGGCAACAGCAACUGGUUGGUCAUUGAUGGCUGCCGUCCGGUCCUUCCUGCACUUCUCGCAACUCUCAGCUUGGCUGAGUGUUUCAAGAGGCCGCAGACCCCCCAAUGUCCUAUAUCGCCUCACUGUUACGUCUCCAGUUUUUUGUUCCAAAUUCACAGAAGAAGCAGAAGAGCAUGUUUUCCCUUUGGCAUACAUGGGGCAAAACACCUCCAUUAAGGUGGCAGUGCGAUCUCUUCCUCGUAGUGAGAAGGUGCCUGUUGUAGUUUGCCAUGAAAACCACGAGGAAGAGGACCAAACGGAUGCACUGUCAAUGGAAGGAUGUGUAUCUAAUUGCUCACAAAAUAGUAAAGCAGAGAAUGGAAAAUGUGAGGAAGAUCUAAGGCGGAGCAUAAUGAAGGCCAGACUGGCAGAAAACACAAGAGUCAGAAGUGAAUCCCCAGACACCCAACUUGGCGAAUCUCUCCUAGACCCCCCAAACUCUCUCACCCGGUUCCCUCGCAGAUACCAGUCCCCUUCCCGGUCUGGAUCCCCAUCACUUGAAACUCCAGAGCACCUGAUAUGCCGUCAACGUUCACCAACAACCCUUAAUACACGGCCUCCAGAUCCAGCUAUAUCAGUUGCCCCAAAUCUGCCCUCUCACCCGUUUUCCUGGACUCAAGCCCGAUACCCGAUGACACCCAUGGGCAUUCAUCAUCCUCACCUUGAUGUGUGCUCAGCCAAUCCAGAAGCCAUGCACCUCCAGCAACCACAACAGCAUCAGCAACAGCAUAUGCAACAGAAUCCUUAUGGAAUGGAUUAUGCGGGACCAUACCAGCAGUAUAGGAGGCCACAGCUUUUAUACAAUCGUCCACAUAUGUGCUGGUCGCAGGUUCAGCUGAUGCAGCAACAGCAGAAGCCUCACCUUCAUCCAAAUCCACAACCAUCACAACCCUUAAGUCACAACCCUAGUUAUGUCCAGCAGCAGAAGCCUUCAUCCCGGGUAUCACCUCGAGGGGGAAAGUACCAGCAUUAUCCCGAGUACCAGAUGCAAGAUUUCUCUGAAUACCACAGGGUUUCUGAGGAAGAGAGGGAACUCCCCAGUGCUUACCAAGACCAGAAAAUGCAUGGGGAAUAUCCUGAAAGUGAUGCAUACUCAGGGAUUAGAAUGAGAGGGGAAUACCCUGAAGUUCCUUCUAAACCCUCUGCUUAUAACUGCAGUGAUCACAUAUCUAGGCGAGGAGAGGAUUACAGGCAGGCGUGGGAGUGCCAGAAAGAUCAGCAUGGCUGCAAAAAAGUAUCAGAUCCUGUUUCUAGUAGCAGGAGCAGCACACGGGUCAAGCAGAGCCAUUUGAUGUUAGAUGAACAGAUGAAAGGAAUUGAUAGUCUUUCAAAAGUCAUUGAUGAUCAAUUAAGGCCUUGCUGUUCACACACUGGUAAACAUCUCUGCACAAGUCUGGAAGAUUUAGCAGAUGCCUGUAGUAAAGAAGAACUCAAAAGGCAGCAGAUGCAUUCAAAGGACCUAAAGCAAGAUCUGAAGAGCAGAAGAGAUGUUAGCCCAAGCCACUUGUUACAAGGCAAGUUUAACUUUGAGCUAACCCCAAAGGAGACCAUGGAAAUCCUUAGUGUCUUGCGUCAGCCAACUCCAGUACCACCACUACGCAUGGACCGACAUCACAACCCUUCAGAAACUGAGUUCUCAAGAAGCUCCUCAGAAACCAAGAGUCUAAAGUCCUUCCCCAGUGAGAGAAAGUCUGAGAGCCAGAUCUGGGGAGAAAAAAGCAUGCCAGGCAUAUUUUCAAAUGAUGGGGAAAAGAGGACAAGGUACUACAAGGAAGGAAGAUGUGAUGCCUCUCCUUGGCAUGAUAGGGAUGAGGUGAUUGAAUACAAGUUGGAGAGAGGCAGCACUGAUGAGGGGAGUUUGAAAUUGUGUCGAGAGGGACCAAAAACCUUGUCAUCUUUUGACCACAGUGGACACAACAUCGAAAGGUGCCAUAAGGAAAAUUGGGCAAGAGGAGACAUGCAGAAGUUAGCCUCUAGUCCAGAGAAUCGGUUUCUUGAAGCCAUAGCUCGUAGUGGUGAAAAACAUUGUGAUAUUCCUAGUUGUAAGAAUUUAGUGGAUAGUUGUGAACCUUAUUGGACCAGAGUAAUUAAUGACAAAAGCAAAGAUAUAUGUGAUAAAAGAGGUGAGAAUAACGACAAUGAAAGUGUUACACAGUUGACAGGCAUAGUGAAGGAAAAUGAAUGGAAAAACACAUCGCAGAGCCCAUCUAUGUGCAUUGAAGCAAAGAAAGUCACACAGAAGACAAACUUUUUCACUGUAAAUAGUGAACCCACCAAAGCUAUCAACUGCCAGCCACAAAGGCAAACAUCCCAGACUUUGGUAAGAAGCCCUUUCAGUGCAAUUUUAUCCAGUAUCCAAAAAGAGUACAAUCAAGUCCAUGAAGAGGAACAAGUCCCAAAUAAGGAUGCAGGAAGGCCAACUUCAGACUUUGAGGUUAAAGAGAAAGCAAAGAGGGCAUUAGACUUUGAAGACCUUAAAACUGAAGACCCAGUUCCAGUGACAAAGGCCGACAAGAUCCUAAAGAGAAACAGUUUACCUUUCCCGCAAGAGGCAAAAGAUCAGGCGCCGAGUCAGGAAAAUGGGAACAUGGUGGAACGUGUGCGGGAGACAAGAGAGGGGUUCACAAAGAGUAGAAGUUUGCUGAAACACCUCAUGACCCAGGGUCGCCAACAUCCUCAGGACAAAUCUCAGGACAUCAAACAACCAAAUGAAGAGGAGCAGAGGGAAAGCCUGCAGGACAAGGAGGCAAAGGAUGAAGCAGAAAACGGUGAAACCCCAGAAACUAACGGGCAGGUAAAUGGCUACCACAGUCAGGAUGAAGACGAGGAGGUCAAGAAGCUGUGUAGUGGCAAGGGAGUCCCCAUUCCAUCUGCAAGUGAGAAGGCCCAGUUCCGGCGGUCGCUGGACUCUGCUACCAAUAUGGUGUUUCACUGCAAGACGGGUCUUCCACUCACCUCCUCCCCAGCCCCUCUGCGCAAAGGAAAGAGAUUCGACUAUGAUUCGUCGCUCACCAGUGUUGCAGCCAUUAAGAGAUCGACAUCGUUCCACUGCAGCGCGUUGUAUACCUGUGAUAGUGAAGAGGAAGAGGGCUACUCCCUUGACACCCUGGCCAGCGACAAGCUCGGCAAUGCAGCAAAUAAGCCUGUGCAGCUCUCCACAUCGGCUCCAGCUACAGUCACGUGCUCAAACCUCCUAGGCAGCUUCGAGGAGUGUGUCCUGAAUGGGCGGCUCGAACCUGUCUCCACCGUGCAGGGCUUCACGGCAGAGAUAGCUGCAUCAGGGGCCUUCUGCCCCAAGCGAACCACUAAGCCCGUCACUGUCUUUUUCUACACCUUGUGUGAUAAUGACCAGAUCUCAUCCCCUUAUAUGGGUCACAUCAACCUAGGCAAGAAGGGUUACCACGUGCCAAACAAAGGAACAGUCCAGGUGACGCUGUUCAACCCCCAUGGGACCGUUGUGAAGAUGUUUGUGGUCAUGUAUGACCUGUCAGAUAUGCCGCCCAACUCUCGCACGUUUGUCCGUCAGCGCACCCUCAACAUGCCUGUUGGGGCCACUGAUUCCGAUCCCAAUGCUCAUCAGUGGCUUCGUUACCUCAUUCAUCUCAGGUUUGUCAGCUCCAAGUCUGGCAAGAUCUACCUCCACACUGAUAUACGCAUGUUAAUCUUCCGGAAGAGUGAUGCCGAUGCUGCCACCCUGCACAAAACGAGUGUUCCGUAUGAGUUACGUUCCUUCACUCACGGACCAACCAAUCCAAAAUUCUCACCCAGAAAGUAACACUUGAAAACAUUGUCGUGUCAUCAUGCAACUGCACUGCCUCUCCUCCUUUAUAGCGUUCAGAGAUCCUGCCAUCGUUCAGAAAAGGAAGAUUUUCUAUCAUAUAGGUGAAGAUGAUUCAUGUAAAAGAUUAUAUUAUAGAGUUGAGAUAUCUUCACCUCAGGAGUCAAAAUGAAAAUAGAGAGUCAAGAUUUAAUAUCAAAGAUUAUUUAAGAUAGAAGGAAAAGAGAUUAUGCAGACACAUGUUGGUAUUAAACUUUUCUGAAGGAAGGUAAAGGACUAAAGGAGGAACUGUUAAUAUAAGAUAUAUUUCUAACUUUACAUGUGAUUUGGUGCUCAGCCAAAGUAACAAUAUUUACAUUAUAUAUAAUGCUUCCAGCCUGAAACUAAGAACCUAUUCCACCCACACCCCUGUGUCAAUAUUUCUUGUGGAGUUUUGACUCCUGCAAAUUUGUUAACUCGCCAUCCAUCAGCAUUAGAUGCAAUCUCCAUUCAAACCAUAUCAGAAGAUACAGAUCACAUAAUAUUUUAAAAAGUAAAGGAAAAAGAUUAAAGGGAAAGGAAGUUGUCAGUGUGAUUUAUGCCUAGUAUUAUACUUAAAAGUGUGGUAGAAGCAGAGGUGCAGCAGACACUACCCUAUUGUCUGCUUUUGUGAUAGAUGUUUCUGUUGAAAGCAAAUGCUGAUCUCAGUAUUGCCUGUGGGAUUCUAUAUGGAAUUUGUUAUUUUCUAUAGUUUCCUGUCUCGUGAUGCAGUAUUGAUUAUGUUUGAGUUUGUCUGUACUCUCUGAUUUUCAUUAUCAUUUGUGUUUCUGUACAGUUCAAAUGAUUUUUAUUCACUUGCAUGUGGCAGUGAACAUUAUUAGUCAAGUCAUGUGCUUUUUACUGAUUUGGAAAUAACUAUUAAUACAGGUAGUUAAGAUUUCCAUGAUAGAAAAAAAGAAAAAAAAUAUAUUUUGGCAGCCUGUAAAUAGCAUGAGUAUCUGUCAUAUAUUUGGAAAUAUAUGUAAUACUACAAUGUAUCAGGCUUUGGAAAAUUUGCCAUACUUCCCAAGAAAGAAUCACUAUUGUUUUCAUAGGAAAAGGUUCUCCAUAUGUAAUCUGUGAUAACAACAAGCCUGGUACAGCCAUCAAUCAGUAUGAUUAUAGCAAAGACCUACAACUGAAGAUGCGUUAGUUCUGAGGGAAUAAGAUGAAGGCUUUGAUCAGAAAGGGUUUUCAUGACAGACCUACAAUAACAUAGCUCUGCUUGCUAGAGCAUUUCAUAGCUAGCUACAGUGACAGGAUGGUCCCAUAACCCUAUGGGAGUUUUAUAGCUAGGAUGUUUGAGUGGAUCUUCAGUUUCAACUUCACUAGCCAAAACAGGAUUGAUUCAAACUUAUGCAUUUGUGCAGAUGUGUCUUGUUUCUUUAAAUUUGUUUUGGGUAUGUGACAAUGCAUGUAAAAAAUGUGUCUGUAAUGAAAAAGAGUGUAUGGAAAAGUGAUUGUUGUUCCAUAUGACCAUGAAUGGAUUUUUCAAGUGUAAUUGUAGGUGGAAGGCAGAUUUUGAAUGAAUGACUUGCUAUAUAUAUAUAUCCAUUCUCACAAUUGUAAGUUAGCAUAUACAAAAUAUUAGCCUGCAGAAUAUUGAAGCUUCAUGUAAGAGUGCUUAUAUGACAAAAACCCUGAUAGUAUUCUGAAAUGUAUCUAUUGUAUAUUUUUAAUGUUACUGUCUUCAGAAUAUAUAAGAAUGUCUUCAGAAUAUAUAAGAAUAUUAAGUGAAUUAUGCUCAUUUUACAUUGUUCAUAUUAUAUUUCUGUAGUGAAGAGAAUCUCUUCCUGAUUGAGACUUCAAAAGUAUAUUUUAUGAAUACUGAAAUCCCUAUAGUAAAAAAAAUAGCUCAGACCUGCUUUUAGAUCUUGUAUUUAAAAUGGAUGAAACAGUGUCCAGUGAAAACCCAUAGAUUUCAUUUAUGCAGAUGUAGAGGGAAGGAAAAAUGUAUCUAGAGACAUAAACACACCAGUGGAUAUUGUGAUUUUCCUGCUUUUUCCAUUUUCCAUCCAGUUUCAUCUCACUUCCAAUCAUUUGUCCUCUCUACAGCUCUUCCCCAUCAUGAUACACUUUUCAGGUAAUCUUUAGACCUUGUAAUGAAUAUACUGAAAUGAGCUGCAGCAUUUGAGUUGGCAAUGCUCUCAUCUCAGCAUGUCUCUUUGUCCAAUAGUCUUGAAAAACACGGAUUAAGUGUUAUAUGUGAAUGUGUAUAUUACAUAGAUGAUAUGUAAUGUACAUUGAAGAGAUGCCUUGUUUUUCUCCUAAAAUUAAAGAAAUGUGUAUUAUAUAAUAAUGCUUUUAAUAGUGUUGAUAAGGAUUUUUUUGUCAUUUAUGUUCACCCAAAUUUUGAGGAAUUUUGUUGAACCUGUAACUAUUUGUCCUUUUUUUUCUUUUUUUUCUUUAGAAAGAAAAGAUUAUUAAUUAAAUAACUUAUUGGCCACGUGGAAAGGUAUUUAUGAGGGGGGGAAGACAUUGACGGAAGGAAAUAUAAUGGUGUAAAGGUAUUGGGAGACAUUUGCUAGUCAUAGAUAGACUAAUUGAAUUGGUAUUUUUGUAGCACUGAUUUAAAGCUAUUCAGACAUUGUGGAUCCAUUUGUUAGAAGAUUAUAUAUACAAAAUAUUUUGCUGCUGUAUCAUAUUUUUUUGUUCUUGUUAUUAAACUUUGCAUAUAAUUUUUCAUUUGUUUUGUGUUCUUUACAUUGGUUUUAGUAAUUGGUAGAAGAUACAAGGCACAGAGCUUAGACACCACUUUAGCUCUAUAUAGGGAGAGAGUGAGAGUAAGCUUAAGCAUAAGUGUGACUGUGCAUGUGAUUCAAUAUUUUGUGUUUAUCUCAUGCAUUAAAACACCUUCGACUGAGAUAUAUUGUAAUUCAGAACAGAGGGGCUUUGGCUCUUCUAGAACAAAGCUUGAUUCAACCAACAGUUACAGAAAUUGAUAAAAUUUGCUGAUACUGAUGAUACAUGAAGAUAUAUAUUAGUUGAUACAUAAAUGGAUGCAAUAGGUUGACAACAUUUCCAAAGUAUUUACUUUUGUAUUGGAUAACUAUGCAGGAUUAUUGUUAUCAAUCUAUUCUAUUCAUUGUGUUUGUUAAACGAGUGAUCCAGGGUUUUGUUUGUUUUUUUCUCUUUGUCAAAAAAUGACAAAAAAUCGUAGACAUUCUUUACUUUCCAUAAGAUUAUGUAGCAAAGAUAAACAUAUCGCCAACUAUUAUGCCAACUUUUGACAGUAAGAAUUAUUACAUAGGAAAUGAUAGUAUAUUUAAAUAUAUAUAUUGAAAUACUUCUUAUUUGGAUAUAUAUGCAUAUAUACAUGUAUGUUUAUUUCAUUAAGAAAGAAUGUGUGCAUACAUGUGUGCAUAUUUCAGGUAUAUGGGCAAUAAACAUAUUUAUAUAUAUUUACAUAUGUUUCUACAGAAGUAUUGGAAUAGUUCAUUUGACUUUUCUUCUAAAGCUCUGUCAGCUUUAGAUAUAGUUGCCUGAUUUUAACUAGUCCAAAUUUCCAAAAAGUAUUGACAGGCAUGAACAACUAAGUCUUUGCUCUAUACAGUUUCAAGAUAUGUUGAAUUGAAAGGAGAAUCAAAAAAAAAUAUCUUUAAGCAUCCUCUGUACUUGUAUAUCAGAACCUUCAUAAAGGUAUAAAGUUGGCAAUGCUAUUUAUAUGUUAAAAGAGAUAAAAGAGAAAGAGUAUGAUAAUUAUUAAAAAGAUGUGUAUAUACGUAUAUCUAUGUAUAAACAAAAAUAUUCUCCAAGCAAAAGAAGGCGAGAACCUUUGCUGACUGUGAAAACCCAACACUGACUGACUUCAAACAGUCCUAAUUGUAACCCUGACUCAACUGCCUGUCAUGGAGGUUGAGGCCCAGUUAAGAUGAGACAGUUA
Penaeus vannamei (Pacific white shrimp) is the source of this 8117-nucleotide messenger RNA. NCBI's taxonomy places the organism in Eukaryota, Metazoa, Arthropoda, Malacostraca, Decapoda, Penaeidae. The record is from RefSeq and is a predicted model, not a curated record.